This is a messenger RNA of Didymodactylos carnosus, 291 nucleotides long. The record is from the annotation of a GenBank genome assembly. Lineage: Eukaryota; Metazoa; Rotifera; Eurotatoria; Philodinida; Philodinidae.
AUGGCUCUACAGAUAAGCCGCGACCAACCGUGCUCAAUCGACUUUCUCCCAACUUCACUUCAAUUAAAAAGGUCAAAAGUACAAUCAAUAUCAGAGCCUACACAAAAUAUUCAGUCAUUAGUAGCAUUAUCAUUUUUACCAACAAGUGAUGUUAUUUCAGCAUUCGAACAAUUGAAACAACAACUUCCAGCACAAGAAGCAAUUAUUAAUUAUUACGAAGAAACAUAUGUCGGUAUAAAAAGUCGUUUCUCUCGUCCACGUAAACAGCCAAAAUUUGAAUUAGAUUUAUGA